Molecule: messenger RNA, 1118 nt
Organism: Vicugna pacos (alpaca)
Lineage: Eukaryota; Metazoa; Chordata; Mammalia; Artiodactyla; Camelidae
Source: RefSeq, a predicted model, not a curated record
UCCACCAAGGAAGAGAUAAAUCCCUUUUUUUGCAGUAGCUGAAUGUGUUGAGAACAAAAUAAAUUUCCAAAUAGUGGACUCCUUCCUCAUCGUGUUUCGUCAGAGUGUAUUUAAUUUCAUGCAUGUGUGAAAGAUGUUAAUAUGAUUCCUGGGUACUAAAUAUUCCUCGGCCGUACACACUCAGUCCUGUUAUCUGGAAUAGAACUAGAUUAAACUUGCAGAAUGGUGAAUUACUGAAAAUAAUGAAGCUGAGGCAAUUCAUUAAUCUUUAUCUGCUUGUCUAUUUUUUAUAGCCUGGAUGAAAUGAAAAAAUUCAUUUGGGGGCCGAUCAGAUUGAAAAGGGUCUAACAUGAAGAGCAAACAUGGGGCUGAAAAUGUUUUUUUUUCCUUUUUAAAUUAUACACAGCACCUUUUUCUUACAUGCCUCUGUUUUUCUUUUAGUGGCAAAGCAUUUCUAUAACACUGGUUGAGAAAGUUCAGAUGAUUGCUGUAAUCCUAGGAUCCCUGUUCUUAAUAGCGAGUGUGACCUGGCUCCUCUGGUCCGCCUUCAGCCCCUAUGCAGUGUGGCAGAGGAAGGACAUCCUUUUUCAAAUCUGCUAUGGAAUGUAUGGUUUUAUGGAUCUAGUGUGCAUAGGUCUCAUUGUCCAUGAAGGAGCUGCAGUUUACAGAGUGUUUAAGCGUUGGCGAGCUGUUAACUUACACUGGGAUGUAUUAAAUUACGACAAAGCCACAGACAUCGAAGAAAGCAGCCGCGGAGAGUCUUCCACAAGCAGGACUUUAUGGUUGCCAUUGACGGCUCUACGGAACAGGAACUUGGUCCACCCCACACAAUUAACCUCCCCAAGGUUUCAGUGUGGCUAUGUGUUAUUACAUCUAUUCAAUCGGAUGAGGCCCCAUGAAGAUCUGUCAGAAGAUAACAGCUCGGGGGAGGUUGUCAUGAGAGUGACUUCAGUGUGACAAAGUUAAGAAGGUGUGGUGUGGACCCCCCUGCACAUUUUGGAAUGUAAUUGCAAUGAAUGGCAAAACCAUAGCACUUCUAAAAACACACAUCUAUGAACUUUUUAAAAUUUAUGCUUUUUAUAUGAACAUUUGAAUUGCAAAUACAUUUUUCUGAAAAA